Molecule: messenger RNA, 2049 nt
Organism: Mucor velutinosus
Lineage: Eukaryota; Fungi; Mucoromycota; Mucoromycetes; Mucorales; Mucoraceae
Exons: 4
Coding region: 1-2049 (682 amino acids)
Biological process (GO): regulation of response to reactive oxygen species; cellular response to leucine starvation; positive regulation of macroautophagy
Cellular component (GO): nucleus
Molecular function (GO): oxidoreductase activity, acting on peroxide as acceptor; L-leucine binding
Source: RefSeq, a predicted model, not a curated record
AUGAGUCAACCAUCGAAUCAACUUGAUGAGCAGCAAGUGGCAGAGACAAUACGAGACAGCAGAGCAAGCCAGCUUCAGUCAUGUCGACAGCGCAUAGCCUUGUUCAAGGGAUUACAAGUAGACAAUUACGAAGAAAGAGUGCUGGCAUUAGAGAAAAUCAUCCAGGUUGUCAAAUCAUUUAUCCGCAGCUCCAACUCAACAUCGCCCUGCUUGAGUGAUUCGCCAGAGCAUAUGCUGCAGCUAUACGAACAAGACGGUGAAGAGUAUAGCGAGCAGUUACUGUACUAUUUGUUGACGAUACUAAGGCUUUCUUACACCUGCCCUUAUUCUGACGUGAGACAAACAUUCCAAGAUUUAUUGAAUAGUUUGAAAGAAACAACAGGCAUUGUCAUACCAAAACCUAGAUAUAAAUCACCUUCUCACUUUAUUCCAUUGUACGAUAUUUUCUCGCUUGAAUCCAACACCUCAUCAUCAUCCAAUCAUGUUAUUUAUCCUCGCUCUUCAAAUUUAUCGUUUUCACCAUGGUCCAUCAACUCAUGUGAAAAUGAACAGCAACCUAUACAUACACAACACAACAACAACAACAACAACAGCUCAAAUAUACCAAAAAUCAUGCAAGACUACACAGGUGGAAGACCCUCAGAUGAAUAUGUGCGACAAAUGAUGAUCAAAACGUUCACAGACGAGGGAAGAUUGGCCAAUCUGUUCCGUAUUUUGUCUUUCUUUCCCACCUUCUACGAGCUGUUUCAUGUCACUUUCACAAAGCUUUUAAAGGGAUCUAUGGGCCCUUUGAAUCGAACAUGGAAAUCCUACAUUGGCUUGAUGGUGGCAUCCGAACAGCAGUGCCAGUACUUGGUGUCUGUGAUGAAGAUUGAAUUCCUGUACAAUGGCGGUGAUCCCAACUGGCUUAUCGGACUGGAUUAUGUCCCUACAAAGCUACGCAAUAUAUCUGCAUUGAUCUUGAAGCUGGCACGACAACCAUGGCGAUUGAAUUCGGACGAUAUCAGUCAUUUGCUAGCUGGUGGCGUCUUGGGCGAUGCGUGGAGCCGAGGCGAAUUGGUGCAAGUGACACUGAUCAUUGGCACUUUUUUAGGUUUGUCUAGCUUCAUCAUGGGGUGUGGCAUUGUGCCUGAAAUUGACAUGACUGGUGGAUUCAUUGUUCCCAACCAACAGCAGGCUUGUAGUGGUAUUGAAAAUGAAUUAGACUUGCCUACGAUCCAUUUUGACAAUGAUCGUCAACAACAGCAGCACCAGUUCCAUACAGAUCACGGUAUAGGAUUGGGCCUUACAACCGCCAACACUGACCUUGUCGACACUGAAAAGACAACCAAAGAGUUAAUUCACAAACUGAAGACCAAAAAGAAUUGCGCCAUCAAGGAACAAAUAUUGGAGAGUUUUGAAAAGAUGAAGCUUUCAGAAGAAGACGGAAAUCAAGCUGAGACGCCCAAAAUGACGGUGGAUACCAAUCUAAAGCCUGAUGAAACGGAAGAAGAUGAUCCCACUACUACUGCCGACGUCAAUGUUAUUUUUGAAGAUCUGCAGCGCUUUGUAGACCCCACUUUGAAUGAGGAAAUCCAGCUGAGCGCAUUUGAUUCAGACACGGAAGACUAUUUCAUGCUCGGCGACUAUUGCUGGGAAGAUCAUGGCUGUGAUUUAGCCAACCACUAUUUACCUGGCAUUGGCGAUGAUCUUGUUACUGAAUUUCAGGAAGCUCAGACCAUUACAGAUUGGAGUAUAUUUCACCCUGUGGCCGAAGAAGUUGUAGACACAUCGCCUCUGAGAAACGCUAUUUGGUAUUAUACGCAAAAAAUCAUGGGUGUGACCAAGGAAGAUUACACCUACUCUGAUAUCCCAACCUACUUGAAUGAUCGCACGACUCAAUACAUUCAAGAUCUUUGUAUGUCUCCCUGCAAAAUUCAAAAGUCUGACUGGACCAACAUUGGUAUCGUUCUACGACCCGAAGAGAAGUGCCAUGUCAAUCUGCUGGUGGCCUCUGCCAGAAAACAAGCCGUGUUAUGUCAAGGAUUAAGCAUCAUUUCUGAGCUUUGA